CAGUUUGCAGUCUAUCCGAAGGGGGUGGACAAGCAGUGAUGUCACACAGCUGAGGACACUCCCACUCAAUAUGGAGUCUGGAGAACGGCUGGCCUCGCCUUCCACCACCCCGGCCUCCGUCCACACCGCCACCUCUGCAUCGUCAUCUUCCUCCUCUUCCUGUUCCUCAUCCACAGCAGCCUCCAAUGUGAAGAGCAGCCUGAACCACGCAGCCACGGCCUCGCUCGGCACAUGCGGUCCAAUGUUUGGGUUGACUGGCGGAGACCAGCCCUUCAGCGUCAGCUCAGUGACCUCUCUGCCCAGUGCGUACCCGCUCAUGGCCCACCCAGCCUUUGGUCUGCUAUCACCGGUGACAGCCCGCCCAGAGUUUGGGGGUCUAGGAGGACUGGGGGUCUCUGCUGCCCUCGCAGCUCAUCCACAACUAGGGGCCUUCACAGAAUGGUGGAGAGCAGCAGAAGCACAUGGACGGAGUUCUCCAGCCUUCUUCCCACCUUUUCUGGGUCUGCCGCCUAUGUUUGCCCCGCCGCUUCACAACCAUGAGGCCAAUCCUUACACAUCCAAAACACCCAACAAGAGCAGUCAGGCCUCCAAAGGUGUGAAUGGAGCUGUGAAUGGUCGUUCACUGUCUCCAUCUGCGGCUAAAGGAGCGGUUUCGGCUUCUGCCUCCCCCUCCCCCGCGCUCCGGCCCCCUGAACACAGCCGGACACUCAACACCAAAGCCCGCGACCGCAAGGCCAGUCACCAUAGCAACAGCACAGGGGAGCUUCAGGAGAAACCCUCACAGAAACCUAAAGAGAAGAAAGCCCGUAAGAAGCAGGUAGAGGGGUCUGGCGUAAGCAAGAGUGAAUCUGGAUCAUCGCUGGAUACUGACAGCGACGGAGUGAGCAGCAGUGAUAUUGAUGAUCUUGGAGAGGAAGAAGAUGAUGAUGAUGACGAGGAAGAUGAGCAGAGUAAUGACAGUGAGGAGUCAGACUCAGAAAAGGAACGGCAGAAAAAAAAGAAAAUGAAAAUUGUGACGCCAAACUCUGGGCUCAGUAAGAAGGAAAAGACCAGGCUGUUGGAGGCCAAAGACUUCCAUGGAGGCCUGCUGGGCAGUGCACCUUUAGAGCCCUCUCCUCCAGUGCACCUGCAUCGCUCUCCACCUCCUCCAGGCCUGUCUCAACCCCCUCUGCUAUCUCUAUCGGGCAGCAGAGCCAGGGAAAGACCCCUCCACACCAGUGUCAUCCAGUCCACUGGCCUGGCUGCAGGCGCUAAACCGUUAGCGCUAAUCGCACAGUCACGUAGAGACAUUUCUCCUAAACAUUCUCCACAGCAUCGCACCUCCUCUCCAAAAACCGCAUCAGCCACUACCAAGCCCCUCACUUCCUCACCUCAGCCCCUCCCCCCCAAACCGCCCCCUCUCACCCCUUCCCUCAAAGCGCAGUCUCGAGCUUCCUCCCGCAAGUCCCAAUCUCCAGCGCUGGACGCUCUGACCAGCAGGAAGAUUCUGGAAAGUUCUCUGGCACAAGUCACUGCUGACUACAGGCUGAAACAGGUGAGUAGACAGUCUGCCACGGUCUGGCAGGAGAAAUGUGAGACUGUUCAUCCUUCAAGUCCAUACAUUAAUCUCGCUUUUCCCUCAAGGCCGGUGUCCACAUUUUAA
Molecule: messenger RNA, 1642 nt
Organism: Sinocyclocheilus anshuiensis
Lineage: Eukaryota; Metazoa; Chordata; Actinopteri; Cypriniformes; Cyprinidae
Product: bromodomain adjacent to zinc finger domain protein 2B-like
Exons: 8
Coding region: 71-1642 (523 amino acids)
Source: RefSeq, a predicted model, not a curated record